Molecule: messenger RNA, 2322 nt
Organism: Macrobrachium nipponense
Lineage: Eukaryota; Metazoa; Arthropoda; Malacostraca; Decapoda; Palaemonidae
Product: latent-transforming growth factor beta-binding protein 4-like
Exons: 8
Coding region: 49-978 (309 amino acids)
Molecular function (GO): calcium ion binding
Source: RefSeq, a predicted model, not a curated record
GGACGUGGAGAGAUUCAGUCGGCACGCGGAUUUUGGUCGUGGUUGACAAUGAAAAGGACAGAGGUGGCGGCGGUACUCGUCGCUCUUUUGUUUCUGUGUCGUUCGGGUUGCAUGGAAGAGGACACGAAGUCGUUGCUUAAAACGAUUAUUACUGGACAGGAAAAGAUGUUCCAGAUGAUAGACGAUAUGUCCAUGAUGAAAUGGGUACUCACUGGUCAGGAGAAGAUCAUUGACAAAAUGACAGAUCUACAGAACAGAGUCUCGAAAAUAGAAGGAAGCCAAAAGUCUCCUAGCGUCCAGCAGUGUUCUACCGCACACCAGCUCGCUCAGUUCUAUCAGCGCUUGGCGAAAGAUGAAUGUCGCGAUGGAGGACACAACUGCAGUAGGCUGGCACGCUGUGAGGACAAACUCAUCGGUUACAGGUGCAUCUGCAUGGAAGGAUACGCUGGAAAUGGAUACCAGUGUCAAGACGUUAAUGAAUGCCGCAUUGGAACCCACAAAUGCCACUCACACGCCAGUUGUACCAACACCAUCGGCAGCUAUAUUUGCAAGUGCCCACCCUGGUAUACAGGCGAUGGAUUCAACUGUGACGCUCCAGGAUGUAAUCCACCGGCAAAAGUCAUCUUCGGCCUUGGAUGCGUUAUGCCCGACACCAAGAAGAAAACUUGGGACCUGGCCAAGCAGAGUUGCCGCGACAAAGGAGCCAGGCUCAUAGAAGGAAUCACGCCCGAAAUGUUAAUUCCCUUGAAAAAGAACUUCCAUGAGGUUCUAGAAGGAUGGCUUGUGUGGAUCGGCGUGAAGAAUGGCAGAUGGCUUACUGGAAAAAUCCCAGUGACCCCACGAUCCCUUUGGCGCCAAGACGAACCUGACGGGGACAACCAGCAGUGUGGCUGGAUCACUCUCUGGCCAGUGACGCCUUACAUGGGAGACGCAUACUGUUCCAACGCUAGUCCCUCGCUGUGUCAAAGAAUCUAUUAGGACUAUUCUUGACAGGAAUCUACACUGGUUUAUAUUUGAUCACACGCGUUGGAUAUAUGUUGCAUUUCAUAUCAUUCAUUGUAUAUUUCAUUUUACAAAUGGUUUUGCAUUUUCUCAUUGUCACAUUUAUAUUUCUAGUUCUGUAGAAUAUAUUCCUAUGUAGGAGGAUGAUCGUUCUUUUAUACUUAUCUAUUUCUCUGUGUAAGCUUUAAUUUAAAGUCACGUUCAUUUCUUAAUUCUUAGAAUACUGCCGGAUUCAUAUAAUUAUUCUCUUUAAAAUCCUGUAAGCUAUUAUUUCUGCAAAGUGACACUUCUUCAACUUCGAUGGUCUUCUUGCCAAGAGCGAGUCAGAAAAAAUCACUUCAUUUAAUAAUGCCAAGGACUUGAAGGAAACUCUUUGUAAUUUCUAUAAAAGAUAAUUUUCACAAAGGUGAAUAUUGCUCUCUUAUCCUGCAGUAUCAUUGCACUGUGCACUUAGCUUGAUAUACCGAACUAGAAUUAAAGUUUACAUUCACUCUAAGUUCUUGUCAACAUCCAACAUUUUCUUUUUAAUACAAUCCUCACUACAACAUUCAGGCAAUGAUUUCAUCUUCAAUUUAAAAACUUCCUAUGCGAAGGGACAGACAAACGGCUCCCUCUGAGGGUGGAAGAGGAGUAGGAAUGACAGCAGUGGCAUUUACAGGACAUUGAAACAUUCAGGGCAAUUCAAACUCUGGAACACUGAGUUAUUAUGUGCUUUGUCGUUCGCUUUUCGCAACUUUUAAUCCCCACCAUCAAAGCAUGGUUGAAGAAAUAUGACUGAAGAAUGAAGUAACUUUAGCAAAAUGAGCUAAAAUAAUGUACAUCAAAACCAUUGCAUACAUAGUAAUGAUUCAUACUGCUUCAUACACAAAGAUUCUUUGUACUUUGGGAAAAAAAAAAAAAAAAGCCAACAGAUCCCCGGGAAAUGUAAAAAGGGACAUUAAAUGCGCUUGCUAAAUUUCUAGGCUUAGUAAAGGUCAUCUUCAGAAACUGCCCAAGCUCUCCGAAGAAAUGUAGCAGUUAUUUGUAAAGUUAAACAAUAACCUGAGUAACGAACAAAAAUUGAAAUACAAUCCUUGAUGACGUUCGGAAAAAUUGAAACUAUUUUCAUUGAAAGCUAAAUUUGUAGUCUUUCCAAGAGUUUCACAUCUUAUAAAAUCAGAUCAUUCAGCUGGUAGCAUGAAUAUUAGACACAUAGGUACACAUUAGGCGACUCAAAUUUAGUUCUGUAAGUGGUGGCCAAAGAUAGAUCCUGUUUAGGAAUCUCACCUAAGAUUUAGGCAAGAAAAUUGUUGGUAACUAUGCUGAUGACAACACCUGUAC